Molecule: messenger RNA, 1687 nt
Organism: Euleptes europaea (tarantolino)
Lineage: Eukaryota; Metazoa; Chordata; Lepidosauria; Squamata; Sphaerodactylidae
Gene: GNL3L
Product: G protein nucleolar 3 like
Exons: 15
Coding region: 1-1668 (555 amino acids)
Cellular component (GO): nucleolus
Molecular function (GO): GTP binding
Source: RefSeq, a predicted model, not a curated record
AUGACCCGGCACAAGCAGAAAAAAUCUGGGAAGAGACCCAAGAACAGCAAGAAAAGGGGUGCAAAGCCUCAUGGGGAAAAGGACCCAGGCGUGCCUCAGUUGUCCCAUUUCAAAGAGCAAGUUAAGAAGGAGGCAGCGCUAAAGCAUAAACGGACUAUGGAGCUGCAGGAACGGCAACGAACGGCGCGGCAAAAGGGAAUGAACCGGUUCCGGAAUCUGGAAGGACUACAAAAUGACGCCAUGCGCAGGCAGCGGGACUUCGAGCAGAAGGAGAUGGAUCUGAAGCAACUGGCAAAACAUGAGCUGCUGGAGAAAGACAGUUCCUGCAAGACUUAUUAUAGGGAGUUUAGGAAGGUGAUCGAAGCAGCCGAUGUCAUCUUGGAGGUCCUUGAUGCUCGGGACCCCCAAGGAUGCCGUUGCCCCCAGGUGGAGCAGGCGGUGCUGCAGGCUGGCGCUCACAAAAGACUGGUCCUGGUGUUGAACAAAAUUGAUCUGGUGUCUAAAGAGAUUGUGGCAAAAUGGCUCAAGUACCUGAGGAACGAAUUCCCCACCGUCGCCUUUAAAGCCUCCACUCAGCAGCAGAGCAGAAACCUGCAACAGAGCCGCGUCCCGGUAGCCCAGGCCUCGGGCGACCUGCUUAGCAGCGGGGCCUGCGUGGGGGCCGACUGCCUCAUGAAAGUGCUGGGGAACUACUGCCGGAACCAGGACGUCAGGACCGCCAUCAGCGUCGGCGUUGUGGGCUUCCCGAAUGUCGGCAAAAGCAGCCUGAUCAACAGCUUGAAGAGGAGCCGGGCCUGCAGCGUUGGUGCCACUCCCGGCGUCACCAAGUGCCUGCAAGAAAUCCAGCUUGACAAACAUAUCAAACUGCUGGACUGUCCGGGGAUUGUCGUGGCGUCUCCCACCUCCGAUGCCGCCAUGAUCCUACGAAACUGUAUCAAGAUAGAGCAGCUGGCUGACUCCGUGGCCCCCGUGGAGGCCAUCUUGAAACGAUGCAAUAAGCAGCAGAUCACGCAGCACUAUCGUGUGCCAGAUUUCAGAGACACCAUGGAGUUCCUGGCUCAUCUGUCCAGGCGGCAAGGCAAACUGAAAAAGGGAGGGACGCCUGACCACGAGAAAGCUGCCAAAGCGGUGCUGAGCGACUGGACGAGCGGGAAGAUCAGCUAUUUCACUCACCCGCCUGAGAUUCACACUCUUCCCACGCACAUCAGCGCGGAAAUUGUGGCAGAGAUGGGCCAGGCCUUUGAUUUUGAAGUGCUGGAGCGAGACAACGAGGCGGCUUUGGCACACAUGCCCUCUGGCCCUGCCGGCAUCGCUAUGGAGGACUUCGGCCUCACCUGCGGAGGAGAAGCGGAGAUGGAUGAGGAAAAAGUGGGCAUCUGUGGUCCUGAGCAGGCAGAGUCCAAGAUGGAGGAAGACAGGGAUCCGUCGCUCGGCCUCAUCACCGUGGAGCUAAAAGCCAAGAAAGAGGCCCUCAAGGAAGCCGAGAAGGCCGUGCCCAGAGCGCCAGACCUGAAGGAGAUCGCUGCCCUGGACCCGUUACAACAGGGCCAGGGUUUGUGGGCAGCGAGCAAGAGGCGCAAGAAGCAGCAGAAGAGGGCAGAGAAAAUAGCCACCAAGCUCUCUGCCUCGCUGACGGCAGCCAUGAAUUUUAGCUUCACCAACGACUGAUGGGCAAACGGCACCGAAG